Messenger RNA from Anguilla anguilla (European eel), 687 nucleotides. RefSeq names its product calmodulin-lysine N-methyltransferase (gene camkmt). Lineage: Eukaryota; Metazoa; Chordata; Actinopteri; Anguilliformes; Anguillidae. The coding region runs from base 152 to 565 and encodes 137 amino acids. The transcript has 4 exons. The record is from RefSeq and is a predicted model, not a curated record.
ACGAUUUGCCCUACUACUGCUGCCGAGGGAGAUAAGCGUGCGCAGUACUAUUUUAUCUAACGAGACGAUGAAACGGUCAACACUGUGAAAACAAGCUGUUUACUUCAACCUGUAUUUUCUUCUUGAUUAGGACAUUUUUAUUUAGUAAACAAUGGAGGGAAACCCAACAAGUGGCUCAGGUGUGAGUAAAAUGAAAGAUGAGCCCGGUUCGGCGAUGUCAGUAGAGAAUGACAGGAACCAUCAAUCCGGCCGGGACGCGAACUGCGGGACCGACGUCGCUCGAGCUCGCUGGACUCUCCUCAGACAGGUGCUGAAGCAGAAGUCAUUGGACAGCGAGGAGGUCCAGCGGGUGUCCGUCCGCAGGUUCUCGUCCUUCAACCUGUUCUCCAGGUCCAGACUCACCACCUUGGAGCCUGAAGACCCUGCUGACGGGGACUGGGUCGAGUACAGAAGUGCCUCUUUCCCACAGUUCAGUGCCUUACUCAGAGAUAACCUCGGACCAAUCAGAGUGGAUGAGGUCCUCAACAGUUUCGACAACACCGGGAAUGUCUACUCGGUCCUUUGACAGGUCUGUCUCUUUGCACCCCCUGCCUUGCAAGAUUUGGGGCGCAAUGCAUUCUGGGUUCAGCCCACAGAAUUAAGGUACUGUGCAUUCUGGGUGGGGGUGCUCACCCACCCUACCCCACC